This is a messenger RNA of Oreochromis aureus, 6385 nucleotides long. RefSeq names its product kinase suppressor of ras 2 (gene ksr2). Gene Ontology annotation, biological process: protein phosphorylation. Bases 406 to 3288 code for a protein of 960 amino acids. Lineage: Eukaryota; Metazoa; Chordata; Actinopteri; Cichliformes; Cichlidae. The record is from RefSeq and is a predicted model, not a curated record. Gene Ontology annotation, molecular function: ATP binding; protein kinase activity. The transcript is spliced from 22 exons.
GGUGUGGUGGGAGAGAACCGGGAUGCAGCUGCUGCCUAGGGAGACAGGGAGUACCUGCAUCCAGUCCGCACAUCAGCACCUUUAAAACCAGCAGGCUUUUCCCCGACGCGUCUACUUAUGGUGCGCUGAACAGCUUCUUCUUCUUCUUUUUCUUUUUUUUUUUCAAACAUACAUUUGAAAGAAGUGGAACCCAAUGGAUGCAGACCGCGUAGUCCCGCUUGGUAUCUUCAUACUGUGUUUGAUUUAGCCCACAACCAGAGACACCUUGAUGAAACAGCAGGAACUACGAGGACUGUUGUUGCAAUGGAGUCGACUCUCUCACGGCUCAAAGCCCGUCUCUAAACCUUCAACAUCUCGUUUCAUGGCGUUUUGCAGCGGAAAAAAACGUCCACUGUUCACAAAACUAUGAACGAGGAGAUGACAAAAAGCGAGGAGCAGCAUCUUAGUUUGCAGAAAGCCUUGCAGCAGUGCGAGUUGGUGCAAAAUAUGAUAGACAUAAGCAUUUCUAGUUUGGAGGGUUUACGGACCAAAUGUGCCACAUCCAACGACUUGACACAAAAAGAGAUACGAACGCUGGAGGGGAAGUUGGUAAAGUACUUCAGCCGCCAGCUGUCCUGUAAGUGCAAAGUGGCCUUAGAGGAACGCAGUGCCGAGCUGGAGGACUUUCCUCGCCUCGGCCACUGGUUCCGCAUUGUCAACUUGAGGAAAGAGGUCACACAGGAAAUGAGUCCAGGUGAGGUGACCCUGGAGGGCUUGCUGGAGAUGAGCGAGGAGCAGGUGUGUGAGCUGCUGCAAAAGUUUGGUGCCAGUGAAGAGGAGUGUGCCCGUCUCAACGCUUCCCUCUCCUGCCUCAGAAAGGCCCACCAGCUCGAACAACUUGAGGAGGAUAAAUUGCACAAUAAUGGAGGGAGCCAGACCAAACAGGACUGGUCCAUUCAGUGGCCCACAUCAGAAUCUGGCAAAGAAAACACUCCGGUGUGCCAGCCAGAGGCCAGUCAGUGGAUUCGGUUCCAGCUCUCUCAAAGCCCCAAAGUCCAGUCCAAGUACAACCAGCACAUGUGCCACAGCCCACAGGCCCUGGCCCCCCCAUUGUAUGCCGAUCGACUCACUGUCGACAGCCCCUCUUCAGGGCUCUUCCCUCCCUUGGACUCUGGUCAUCGCUCCCUGCCCCCAUCACCCCGCCAGAGGCAUUUUGGUCACACCCCUCCUCGGACUCAUUUGGUGGUCAACACCAUGACCCCACCUGGCACUCCUCCCAUGCGGCGAAGGAAUAAGGUGAAGGCCCCAGGAACACCACCUCCGCCAAGCCGCAAACUUAUCCAUCUUUUGCCAGGCUUCACCGCUCUGCACCGCAGCAAAUCCCAUGAGUUCCAGCUGGGGAACCGCUUGGAUGACACACAGACACCAAAAGCCAAGAAGAAGACCAAGCCCUUGAACCUUAAGAUCCACAGCAGUGUGGGCAGCUGUGAGAACCUGCCCACACAGCGCUCACCCCUCCACACUGAACGAUCUCUGCGAUCCUUCUUCUUCCCCUCUUUCAUCCCUUCUACACCACCUGUUCAUGCCGAAACACCCUCUGCAAACACUCUCUCAGUGCCUCGCUGGUCCCCACAGAUUCCCCGAAGAGAUCUGGGAAAUUCAAUAAAACACAGGUUUUCCACAAAAUACUGGAUGUCCCAGACAUGCAUAGUAUGUGGAAAGGGAAUGUUGUUUGGACUGAAAUGUAAAAACUGCAAGCUGAAGUGCCACAACAAAUGCACCAAAGAAGCCCCACCUUGCCAUUUACUGAUCAUUCAGCGAGGCGGACGGGAAUCCCUCAAAGAUCAUCAAGGAAUAACUCAAGUAGCUCGUCUGGUACGGACUGAAUCAGUGCCAUGUGACAUCAACAACCCGCUCAGGUACACAGACCUGCACAUCAGUCAGACGCUCCCCAAAACCAACAAAAUCAACAAGGAUCACAUCCCAGUCCCAUACCAACCAGACUCCAGCAGUAACCCCUCAUCCACCACCUCCUCCACCCCUUCCUCCCCGGCUCCUCCUUUGCCCAGCAGUGCCACGCCACCCUCCCCUCUGCACCCCUCCCCACAGUCAGCAAGGCAACAGAAACAGUUCAACUUGACAGCCUCCAGUUAUUUCAAAUACAAGCAACAGUUCAUAUUCCCCGAUGUUGCUCCCGAGGCUCCUCCCAGCCGAGCUCCGCAGGUCAUUCUGCAUCCCGUUCUUUCUGAACCAGGCAAUGAGGGCAACCCUUUGCUUCAAAUCGAAGUUGAACCUACAUCAGACAAUGAGGAAGGCAAUGAUGAGGACUCUGGUGAUGAGUUUGAGGAGAUGAACUUGUCGCUCCUGUCGGCUCGAAACUUCCCACGUAAGGCCAGUCAGACCAGUAUCUUCCUGCAGGAAUGGGACAUCCCCUUUGAGCAACUAGAGAUUGGGGAGAUGAUUGGUAAGGGUCGCUUUGGAAAGGUUUUCCAUGGACGAUGGCAUGGCGAGGUCGCCAUUCGCUUAAUUGACAUUGAGCGUGAUAACGAAGACCAGCUGAAGGCCUUCAAACGUGAGGUGAUGGCCUACCGAAACACUCGCCAUGAAAAUGUGGUGCUCUUUAUGGGGGCCUGCAUGAGCCCACCACACCUGGCCAUCAUUACCAGCUUUUGUAAAGGCAGGACACUUUAUUCUGUAGUGCGAGACGCCAAAGUUGUCCUGGAUGUUAACAAGACACGACAGAUUGCGCAAGAGAUGGUCAAGGGGAUGGGCUACCUCCACGCAAAGGGGAUCUUACACAAAGACAUGAAGUCCAAGAAUGUGUUUUAUGACAAUGGCAAAGUCGUCAUCACUGACUUUGGGCUCUUCACCAUAUCUGGGGUUCUGCAGGCUGGCAGCCGCAGAGAAGAUAAACUGAGGAUCCCCAACGGCUGGUUGUGCCACCUAGCCCCUGAAAUCAUCCAGCAGCUCUCUCCAGAAACAGAAGAGGACAAGCUUCCUUUCUCCAAACAGUCAGAUGUCUUUGCUUUUGGCACCAUCUGGUACGAGUUACACGCACGUGAAUGGCCUUACAAGAGUCAACCAGCAGAGGUGAUCAUAUGGCAGAUCGGCAGUGGGAUGAAACCCAAUCUUGCACAAACUGGCAUGGGGAAGGAGAUAUUAGAUAUUCUGCUCCUCUGCUGGGCGUACAAGCCAGAGGAGCGACCCAGCUUCUCCAAGCUGGUAGAUUUACUGGAAAAGUUGCCAAAAAGGAACCGCCGCCUUUCCCACCCAGGGCACUUCUGGAAGUCAGCUGAGUAUGUCAAAUAAGUUAGGGACAUAAAACAGCAAACAAUCAGCAAGUAUAAAAAAGCAGCCGCCAUAACUCCACAUAAAUAACCCACCUCCUUAAAGAAUGCACUGAAUCCAAAAGCCAGCCCAGUGAUGAAAACUGCCCGUGCUGUGUGUAUUUUCAUGGAAUGUUGGCAUGUGUGUGUACAGAUACGUUGACUGUCCAGUUUCUCAAAGCAGUCGGGACUCAUAUUUUCUUUGGUUUGAUUCACACCAUACUGGAUAUAUUUCCUUUAUAUUUUUUGUCUUUUACUAUUGACUUGUUCCCGUCAUUAUAUUUAUUUCUUGGCUGUAUCUUGCUUGUAAUUUCAAACAGAUCACGUCAUCCUGGACUUUAAAAAAAAAGUUUUGAACAAAUGUAGUUUUUUGUGUUUUUUUUCCAUGUUUUAUUCGCGUUUGUUUUGAAUCAGUGUAUAUGUUGUACAUCACAUAUUGUAUAUAUUCAUGACAUUGUCUUGCCAUUCCUUAUGUCUGUCAAGUGUGUAGACCAUUUUGUCAGUGUUACCUCAUUGUCUCAUGUGUGGAUGUCCAGGAUUCAUCUUUGUCUCAAAUGUUUUGUCUAACUGAAAAUGCCCUUUUAUUUACACCGUACCAUUUGAAUGUGAAGAAGCCAGCAUCCCUGUUUGUGUGGGGAUGUAUUGGCCCUGUUCUUUGAUGGGAGACUGUUCUCUGAUCAGCCUGUGCUUUGAAUAUUGCCUGUGAACAUAAGCUAGAUGUUUGAACAAUAACAGCCUUUGGGUAAAAAAAGAAAAAGAAAAAAAAAAAAGCCACCGGUCAGACCAGGAAUCCCCUACUUGACGAUGUUCUGUGAAAUUGCUGACACUUGAAAUGUAGUGUUCGUCAGCUGAACUAAUUACCUUUCGGUAGUGCUAUCACUGAGCCCCCCCCAAACCAUUCCCCAGUUCCCAUAAAUCAUUGUAUAUUAUUUUUCUUUAAAUAGAUAAUGGCAGAUAACAGUAUAAUAUAGAUCUAAAGCUUGUUACAGUGUAGUCGAUACAGUAAUUUUAAGUUAUUUUAAACGUUGUAGACCCUAAUCACAAAGUUUUACAAGUUACACAUUAGUUUUCACAAUAUGUGUAUCCAAUGGAAAAGGUUUAAAAAGCUUAAAAUCCCCAUCUCUGCACUGAAGUGACUGUUGGACAUGGAUUGAGAAGAUGUGGCUUCGGAAUAGCAAAAUAAAGUUAAAAAAAGGUUAGAAAGUUUCUUAAAAGCAGUGUUGCAGUCAGUUUGACACUGAACGCUUCAAAGAAAUUCUUCCUAAUCUUGAAUAUUUAUCGAUACCACUCACUCUGCACUGUUCUUGGAUGGCAGGUUUUAAGAUCUGCUCUUCCAAGCUGAAUAAAUAAUCUUGUAAUCAGCUGUGUGUUCAAAAUGAAUUUUACAGGCAGCUUGACUGCUUUCAUAUCUGAGUAGAGAUGCAUACAAAUGAUACAUUCUUGUAAGGUGUAGGUAAUUAAAGCCGGACUUUGCAACUGUUGUUGAGGAGUUAUGAGAUAAUGCUAAAGCUACUUCUUCCAGUAUUGCAUAAAUUGGUAAAUGUGCUUUUUGCUAAUGUCAGCCACCGUAAGUUAUGGUUGCACCACUCUUUGCAUCGCAAAAAAAUUUCUAAUUUGUAAGAUUUUAGCUAAUUCUCAGCUGGUAUACAGAGUCAGUGUGAUUUUUUUUAGCUACCUGCUCCUUAUGAAUAUAACUGAAUGUGGCAUUCCUUGUGAAUGCAAGCAGAUAAAAUGUAAUGCUACAUAAUUUAUGCAGCAGGUGGCGUACAACUUCCUCUCUGAUGGUGACUUAAAAAAAAUAUACCUGCCACCAGAUGCUAUAAAAGUUCUAAAGGAUAAGAAAAACUGGAGCAGCAGAACAUGAAUAUAUGUCUUUAUUUGCUGUGAUAAUUGGCAAGAUUUGAUAGUGUUGACUUCUUUGUCAGGUUUAUUGUUUAAUUAGACAUAACAGCUUUUCCAUCUGCGUCUACAAUGAUGGAUUUGAAUGGGUUAUUUUUGACAACAACACUGCUAUAAAGCUGACUGUGGAGCACAUUUAAAAAUAAUCUGAAACUUGCAAUCAUGUGAGUAACUUAAAUCUGGCUGAACUUUCCCUUUAACAUAUCAGGAAAAAAAUAAAUAAAACAUAUCAGGAUGCUGAAGACCACCCCUGGCCAUUUUUCUACUUCAUGCUGUAUAUCAAAAUAUAUUUUAAAUGUAUGUUAUAGAGAACUAGCUAAGUCAUAUCACCAUGAAAUUGGAAGCUGUGGCAUAAUUUGAGCUGUACACUGCUUGAUUCUGUCUAGCCACGUUGAAUAGAUGGAGACAAUCCAGUCAUGUUAAAUAGCCAUUUUCACCUCAUUAUAUACACAUCUGCCAGUGUUGGAAAAUGCAUACAAACAAUCUGCUGCUGUUUUUGGGAGUCUGUCUGUCUAUUUUGGAAUUGCUGGGAUUCAAAUAUUGUAAGUGGAUCAUUUAUAUUUGUACUGUUUACAACUUUAAAGUGCAUGAGAUGGACUAUCAAAGAUUGAUUCUUGUUAAGAAAAAAAAAAAUCCUUCAAUACUAUAUAUAAAAAAUAUGUGAGCAUUUUUCUGAUGACCUGUUGUCCAUUGAGCAGUUUGAUCUCAAAUUUUACAUCAGGCUUUGCAAAACUUUUCAACAGCUUUGUUCGAGAGAAUGAUUGUUGCAGUAUAUUUAUAGAUUAUAUAAAUGAUUAUACUAGAAUUAAAAUUUAAAAAGUUACAACCUGUGCACAUGCUAAAGUUGACAACAAACCAACUGGACAACAAUCAAAGAUAUAACAUUAGUGCCAAGUGUACAUAACAGAUUGUAGACAAUGUUUUAUCGUCACUUGCCGUAAUAAUAAUAUUCCUUGUGAAUUUUUUGAACUUUUUCUUUUGAAUGUAUAAAUUGUGUUGUGUUUUUUUGUUGCCUUUGUUAUCUGUUCAUUUUAAUUUAUUUCCUUCAUUUUCCUUCUAAUUGCAUAAGCAUUGAUGCUGUGUUGUUUCUUUUCCUUGAUUCCGUCCUUGUAUUGUAGAUGAUAGCUCCAAAAAGCUUGUAUUUAAUGAUGCCUUAUGGUCCAUGGCUUAGUGAUGAGUAG